This is a messenger RNA of Pyrus x bretschneideri (Chinese white pear), 621 nucleotides long. Its product is annotated as classical arabinogalactan protein 27. Bases 77 to 469 code for a protein of 130 amino acids. The record is from RefSeq and is a predicted model, not a curated record. Lineage: Eukaryota; Viridiplantae; Streptophyta; Magnoliopsida; Rosales; Rosaceae. The transcript has a single exon.
AAAAGCACUUUCACUACACAAAUAUAUAAACCACACUCCACUAAAUUUGUGAGAAUUGAUAUCUUCAUCAUUAGAAAUGGCCUCUUUUUGGUUAAAUGUAGCCCUCAUGAUGGCUCUCAUGGCCACACCUCUUCUUUCCUUCAAUUCAAAAGCCUCAAGCAUCUCAGCUUCCCCAACAUUCUUCACCAAUUCCCCUCCAUCUUCUAAUCUGCAAGGACUACCUCCAGAAAUAGCUCCACUUUUGCCAUCUCCAGGUCCUGAGGUGCCUACCACUCCAACUGAUUCCUCCAAACCCACCAUUCCCUCCAACCCGAGCCCUCUGAAUCUCGACGACCCGCCUUACCCUGCACUUUCACCAUUUGGGUCAUUGCCAGCUUCUUCAGGAGCAUCUGCAGAUUUAGUUUGGACUCUAAAGGUUACUACUUUUGCAUUUUCAGCUGCAUGUGUAUUGGUUCAUGCAGUUUCUUAGGUUGUAAGUAUUUGUUGUGGGAUACAUGAUUCAAUUGUCAGUGGUUGUAGUCAAAGUUGUCCAAUAUAUAUGUAUAGGUUAAGAAUUUUUAAUUGAUUUCAAGUAAUAUUUAGAGUUUGUAGCUCGAAUAAUUAAGAAAAUUUAUUUUUGCA